AUGAGGAGUAUAGAAUCGGAUUGGGAUGACAAUUCUGACAGCAAUAAUGCUAACGAUUCCGACCAUAAGAUUCUGUCGGCCAUCGAUAAGAUCCGAUUCCAAAAGCAAAAGCCGACAUUUCAGCGCAUUUUUGAGAAAUUUAAGAAACGAGACUUGAAUUGUCUUUUGGCCGACCAAAUGCUCGAAUGUCGGGACGCUAUCAGAAGCGCAGUCGACAGGAGUGUCAUCAAAGAGGUUGAGGACAAAGAUCACAACGACGUCUCUUAUCUGCCAUUUGAUUAUGUGGUCAAAAGAGGGCCAACUUCUCAAUCUUCGAGUAGUAGUCAAACUGUAAAUAUAUCUAAAGACAAACCGCCGAAGAAGAGAAGAAAGCUAUGCUCUGAUGGAAACACAAGCAGAAGGAACUGUUCAAUCGAUUCCAGCAAUUACUCGAUUGAAUCGGAUUUUGAUACUUAUAAGCCGAAAGAGAAGACCAAAACUGAUGGCUCUGUUAUGUCCACCUCUUCUUCUUUCUUUGCGGACAACGAAAUGGAUUCGAGUUCAGUCGCCUCAGCCUCUGUCUCACAGUCGACCCCUUCCUCCUCUGCGUCUCUCAAUUUACCGAAGAAAUCAGUGGAUCUUUCGAUGAAAAUGCAACCAAAAAGUGCAAAAAGGAGUCUUUCGGCUGAAGAAAGAGAAGUGCAAAUGUCUCGUUACGACUUUGCCGACUGGGUAUCGGAGACUUUGCCACAACAGUCGCCAUUCAUUGGCCAAACGGGCGAUCGUGUCGUUUACUUAAGAGACGCUCACUUGGAAUACAUGGCCGAAGAGCUCGAACCACUUAAAGCACAUUACGAGCGCUUCAAAUGCAGUUACAAACAGAUUACGGCUGACAUUAAAAGCGAUGAUUACAUAAUAUACGCCAAAAUAGCAGACAUUAAGUUCUAUCAAAUCGAUUUCAUUCAGUUUUCAGUCAUUUAUUUGGAGAGCGUAUCGCUUGAAAAGCCGUUUCAAUUCACUGUAUUGUAUCGACCGAACCGUAAAGUCAACGACUUUUUAGUAUUGGAGAAAAUGUAUUUAAAUCCGGAGAACAACGUGUGGACCACGGGAUCAAAGUUCAAGUCACUCAUCCGCACCAAACGCAUCACGUGGUGGAUGGGAGCCAUCAAAAGGAGGUCUGCAUUCAAACAUAGAUAUCCCGAUUCGCUGUAUAAGUGUUUCGAAGUGGUCUGGAAUAACGGCGACAAAGGGAGACUCAGUCCGUGGGAAAUGUUUGAAGUCGAGCCGUCACUCACCGGCAAACUGAAUGGCAUUCGCGUUUCGCCACAGGAUUUUCUUGCGUUGAAUUAUAAGCCCUCAGUCACCGAAUGGCCAGAAGUGGAAAACAUUGAGUUUAAUCUCUGGCGCUGUUAUGAAUGCAAACGAAUCUAUUCUGGCAUUAAGUUUCUCGAAGAACGCGUUCACAAAGGAUUAUUCAAUCUAUUCAAAGACUUGCGACAACGCGAAGAGAUUGCAUAUCCUAUUACUAUAAAAAGCAUUAAGGAUAGACUCAAGAAUAUGUUUUACCGACGAAAGUCUGCCGUCGUUUCGGACAUUAAAUUAUUGCGAAUUAACGCACGAUUAGGGCUGAAGAAGAAUGAGUUGCAAUUUUGCGACGAUUUUAUUGAAUUACUUCUUAAUAUUAUUAAUGAUUGUAAAGCCAUUAGUGGGAACCAAUUCGCGCCGUAUAUCAAGAAAUAUCAUCACAUAUUUGAGUCGAAUAUUCACACCGAUAGUCAUGUUUCGGGCAUUUUUAAGGAGCAUUCAUACGACAAACCCAUCCCAUCGUCGCUCACCACUCCUGAAGUGCGACCGAAAACUAAUCCAUCAAACAAUAAGAGCCAAACCGUAUCAAAGUCUUCAGCGCAGUCUUCGAACACAAUUAAAAAACGCCGGAAACGAACCGCAAGUGAGAGUCAGGUGACGGCGAAGAAGGUUGAGAUAACCGAAAGCCAAACGUGGAAAACGGAUUCAUUGAAAUUCAUUGACGAUCUCUUCCGAGUCGAAGAAUUCCAACCAUUCAGAGAAGCCGUUGACAACAAUGUAUAUCCCCUUUAUCUGACAGUCAUCUCAAAUCCCAUGGAUUUAAGUCUAAUUCAACACAAAUUGACGACCGAUGCAUAUGUGAACCCAAAGGAAGUGAGAGAAGAUUUUCGGCUGAUAUGCGACAACUCUAAGCUCUUCAAUAAGAACGCCAAAUCGGCGAUCCGUCAGAUCACUAAACGACUGUCCACUAAAUGUGAGGACCGAAUGCGCGAAAUCAUAGUCGACUGGGAAAGGGUUCUCCAUUACGAACACAAACAGAAGGAGAGGCCGGGUUAUGGAGUGCGAGAGCCCACCUCUCGCAACCAGUUGUGGGGAUACGGCGCUCAACAGUACUACUAA
Messenger RNA from Medioppia subpectinata, 2403 nucleotides. Lineage: Eukaryota; Metazoa; Arthropoda; Arachnida; Sarcoptiformes; Oppiidae. The record is from the annotation of a GenBank genome assembly.